AUGACUGCCACAAAACCAAUCACUACAGAGGCUAUCACUACUACAACAGAGUCCACGACCACCACCACCACAGAUGCUACCGCUACUACAAUGGAGCCCCCCACAACCACGACAACAAAAGAGUCACCCACAUCUACUUCCAUCUCAAAGGCUGUCAUAACAACCACUGCUAUAACUACAACAAAGCCUACCACCACAACAGAGCCCCCUUCUACCACCACAGUACACACUACUACAACAUCAGAGUCUCCUAUUACUACAACUGAGCCCCAUACAACCACGACCACAACAGAAAACCCCUACACUACAACCAAAAAAGAGGCAACCACAACAGAGCCCACUGUUGUCACCACCACACAGGCUCUCAUUACUACAACUGAGACCCCCAUAAUAACGAUCCAAACUGUGUCCCCCACAACUACGACCACAUCAGAGGCCACUGGUACUACCAAUGGUAAAACGACAACUAAACCCACCACUACAUCAGAGGACCCAUCUACCAUGACAGCGCCCUCUACUACUACCUCAGAGUCUCCAAAUACUACAAAAGAGACUGCCACAACCACAACAAAAGCCCCAACCACUAUUACAACAGUGGCACCCACUACCAGCACGGAGCCCACUACCACCACCAGCUCCAUCACAACCACACAAGCUCCCAUUACUACCAGUGUGCCCCCUACACCCACAACCACCACAGAAUCACUUACAACUUCUACAAAUUCAGAAGCCACCGUUACGACCACUACUAUGACCACUAGAAUGCCAGUCACUACCACAGAGAUCCCCACUACCACCACAGAGGCUCCCACUACUACCACUGAGCUCCCGACAACUACGACUGUAACAGAGCCCUCCACCACUACUACCACCUCAGAUACUCCCACUACUACAACUGAGCCACCCACAACCUCCAGCACUACAGAGACCCCAACCUCUUCUACCACUUCAAAUGCUGCCAUUACCACCACUACUAUGACUGCCACAAAACCAAUCACUACAGAGGCUAUCACUACCACAGAACACACUAUCACCACCAGCUCCAUCACCACCACACAAGCUCCCAUUACUACCACUGUGCCCCCUACACCCACAACCACCACAGAAUCACUUACAACUUCAGAAGCCACCGUUACGACCACUACUAUGACCACUACAAUGCCAGUCACUACCACAGAGAUCACCACUACUACCAGAGAGGCUCCCACUACUACCACUGAGCUCCCGACAACUACGACCGCAACAGAGCCCUCCACCACUUCUACCACCUCAGGUACUCCCACUACUACAACUGAGCCACCCACAACCUCCAGCACUACUGGGACCCCCACCUCUUCUACCACUUCAAAUGCUGCCAUUACCACCACUACAAUGACUGCAACAAAACCAAUCACUACAGAGGCUAUCACUACUACAACAGAGUCCACGACCACCACCACCACAGAUGCUACCGCUACUACAAUGGAGCCCCCCACGACCACGACAACAACAGAGUCACCCACAUCUUCUUCCAUCUCAAAAGCUGUCAUAACAACCACUGCUAUAACUACAACAAAGCCUACCACCACAACAGAGCCCCCUUCUACCACCACAGUGCACAUUACUACAACAUCAGAGUUCCCUAUUACUACAACUGAGCCCCAUACAACCACGACCACAACAGAUAACCCCUCCACUACAACCAGAAAAGAGGCAACCACAACCACAGCAGAGCCCACUGUUAUCACUACCACACAGGCUCUCAUUACUACAACUGAGACACCCACAAUAACGACCCGAACUGUUUCCCCCACAACUACGACCACAUCAGAGGCCACUGGUACUACCAUUGAGGCCACUGGUACUACCAAUGGUAAAACGACAACUAAACCCACCACUACAACAGAGGCACCAUCUACCACGACAGAGCCCACUACUACCACCUCAGAGUCACCUAUUACUACAAAUGAGCCUGCCACAACCACAACAAAGGCCCCAACCACUAUUACAACAGUGGCACCCACUACCAGCACAGAGCCCACUACCACCACCAGCUCCAUCACAACCACACAAGCUCCCAUUACUACCAGUGUGCCCCCUACACCCACAACCACCACAGAAUCACUUACAACUUCUACAACUUCAGAAGCCACCGUUACGACCACUACUAUGACCACUAGAAUGCCAGUCACUACCACAGAGAUCACCACUACCACCAGAGAGGCUCCCACUACUACCACUGAGAUCCCGACAACUACGACUGUAACAGAGCCCUCCACCACUACUACCACUU
Messenger RNA from Nematolebias whitei (Rio pearlfish), 2272 nucleotides. RefSeq names its product mucin-5AC-like. Lineage: Eukaryota; Metazoa; Chordata; Actinopteri; Cyprinodontiformes; Rivulidae. The annotation marks the transcript as partial. The record is from RefSeq and is a predicted model, not a curated record. The transcript is spliced from 3 exons.